Molecule: messenger RNA, 2389 nt
Organism: Anastrepha obliqua
Lineage: Eukaryota; Metazoa; Arthropoda; Insecta; Diptera; Tephritidae
Exons: 3
Coding region: 156-1397 (413 amino acids)
Source: RefSeq, a predicted model, not a curated record
AUGUCAAAACAAAAUUGAAAAAACUUAAACGAACACAAAGCGAAGUAUAUUCGUAAUUUAUUUCAUACAAAGGGAAACCACGAAAAUUCUUUUUACGAUUAAAAAAAGCAUGGAAAGUGGAAAAAGAAACUAUUGAAAUUGUAGUUUGCUGUAAUAUGGACGAAUUUAAUUUUGCUAAUGGCGUUCCCGCUGUGCUUACACGCCAUAUAGUGCUGCAAAAAUAUGUGAAUGCGCUUCGCCACUUUCGUAAUUUAUCUGAAAACUCAUUCCAAAUACGACCCUUUUAUUUCGAUAAUUACGUGUUGUGGCAGUAUUUUCAACAACAAAGCUCACUGGAAACGGAUCGCGAUUUGGAUAUAAGAAACUACUCAACACCAUCGUCUUUAGCAUUUCUUAAAUUAGAGCUGCUCAGUCAGAUCCUUGAUCGCCGUCGCCAAAUUCUUUAUUGGCUGUUUUAUCUUAUGCUAGUUUCACUGUGCGUAUUUGCUUAUCGCCAUCGGAAUGACUCACCAUACACCGAAGCAUCAUUGUCAGCACCAGGAGAACAGAGUGUUCAUUCAUUUGUUUAUCCCAGCAUGCGAAUGUGGCGUCGCAUUACACUGCCAUUGUUGCAACGUUUUCCACGACUUACAGAAUUGUACGACGAGUCGUGCCUCAUGCAAAAUCCUUUCUUCCAAGGUGUAAAUGCACUCAAUUGUGAUCCUUGUUCCAAUGUAGAAAGUGUACUUGAUUUAACAGCGGAGACAGCAGUACAUUAUGAGGACUCUAACAAUUCUCAAAAUGAGCGCAGUAAAAAGGACAGUACAGCCGAUAUGUCAAAUGAGUUUGUGCCUUUUGUAUUUAAGAUAAAACAAGAACCAAUUCAGCUCGAGGAUUUCUAUAAUGUUUAUGUCAACAAUCAUGAGAUCUUCCUGCGUGACGCUUAUCGCGUGCAAUCGACUAAUCGUGAUGUGACCAACCUUGAGGAGCUCUUCACCAAAUUCAAUCACUCACAACAUAAAGAGGAGUCCAUGCAUAACUUAGAGACGCAUAACAUGUGGCGCUGUAAUCGCAUGUUGCCGGCACGCCUAUUGCGUAAACUGUUUGCAAGUCCAACCUUGCGUCUGACCCGUACCGGCAUAGCGCUGGAGCGGUACAUGGCCAUCGAUACAGCUCAAGCUCCCGCGUACACCUUGCCCGACACCGAAUGUGCAAAUGUAUACGUGCAGCAAGCGCUUGGAACUCGUUAUAUUUUUCUGCGUCCAACAAGUGAAUGUCGACAUCGUUGCCGAACAUUGUCAUUACGUUUACCACAAUCUUUCGUCCUCAGCUACAAUUGGCAAUAUUGGAAACCAAUUUCUGCCCCUGACCCUAUACACGAUUCGUACUCAAUUACACUAAUUGGGUCUUAUUGUUAAGGUCCUGUGUCAUAUUUACUCAUAUUUUUACGUCUAAAACCGGAGCGGAAACCCGAGUCACACUAACACAAUUUAUCCAUCUACAUACGAAGGUCGUUUAAGAAAAUGGUACUCCACCUCAUUCAUCCAUUCAUGGAGAAAAUAUACAUUUCAAUAUUCAUAAGUAAUACAAAUGACUCUAGGGAAAUGGAUUAAGUAUGAACUCUCAUAUGAAAAAUAAAUCUAUGUUCUCAACAUUUAAUAAUGCAUUAACAUCCAGAAGAAUUAAUAGUAACACUUCUUUAAAUGCUUUCAGAAUAAUCAAAAAGUUAGUCGAAAUGUGGAUUCAAUUUAUCACGCGAAAGAGUUUAAUAGGCAUUUAGCUAAUAAAUAUUUUUUAGUUGUGAAAAUAAAAAAAUUGGGCAAAUCCAGAGCUUAUUAAAAUAUCCGAUUCGAAAUCGAUCAUUUUGUUCGCAUUUGUCAUGAAAAUAUUCAGAAAAGGAGUCAUGUAAAGGAUUAAUUACAGAUCUAAGGUAAUUUACAAUUGUACACUUGAACGGGAUCUUGAACUCCAACCUUUAUUUUAAACUAAAUUUUUUAAACAAAUACCUCUGGACUAUUGCAUAAUACAACAUUAAAAGCAAAGGAUUAUAUUUCAUUUUAAAAUUAUUAGAAGUUACUUUAACUAAGCAAACGUGUAUAUGUAAAACCCCUUGUAUUAUCUGAAAAGAAAAGGUUAAUGUUUUCCUUGGUCGCGGAAAUGUGUUCAAUAAGAUUAAGAAAGAUGCUCAAUUAAUCCUUAGAGAAUUCAAUUUAACGUCAUGUGUGCCAAUACUUUCCCCUUCUCACUAAUUAUUGACAUAUACCCCAAUAUUUUACUUAUAUACAUAUAAAUAUAUGUAUGUUUAUGUAUUACUAGAAUUGAGUUGAAUAUAUUUUGCAAAAAUUAAACAAAAACUAAUUAUUACUUUGCUUUCAAUGGGUCGAUAUUAAUUUUCACAUUUUCAUUUCGG